This is a messenger RNA of Paramecium tetraurelia, 726 nucleotides long. RefSeq lists its product as uncharacterized. The transcript is spliced from 3 exons. The record is from RefSeq and is a predicted model, not a curated record. NCBI's taxonomy places the organism in Eukaryota, Ciliophora, Oligohymenophorea, Peniculida, Parameciidae.
AUGGGAUUAUGUGAAAGUAGAGAGACAGAACAUAUAAGUAAGCAAAGAACUGAUAGUUUCAUAAAAUCUUCUCAUUCUUCUAAAGAUCAGUUCAAAUAGGAUACCCACUAAUUGAAUAGUGUUCCUUAUAAAUAUGAGACUGUGAUAAUAUAGGAUAAUUUAAAAACUAUCGCAGAGGAAAGUAUUAUACAAUAAGAUCGAUCAAUUUAAUACUAAUCUACAGCCACAUCACCUCAAGAAUCAAAAGAUAUGAAAUAGGUGUCUCAGUAGAUUCCUUUGAUGAUCAAAAAUCCAGCAGGAACUUGGAGUUUACAGGCACAUAUAAUAAAACAUGGAGGAAUGUAUGAAGUAUCAGUGGGUAAGGAAUGCAUAGAUAUGUAUGAAGAAUGGGAAUUCAUUCUGAAUCAUGAUGGACCUAUAGUAAAUUUCGAUAGAUUUGUGCUACGUCAUUUGUUGACAGAAAGUUUGUUGGUGGCUGAAGAGUCUUUGUAAGGAGAGUACAAGGUUGGUUCUAUAGCUAGCAAGACAAUGAAAGAUUAGGCUAUGUGGCAAUUAGAAAUAGGCUCAGAUAUUCUAUGUGAAAAUACAUUAGUUAAAUUACGUCAUUCAUAAUCUAAGUUAUAUUUGUCAAGAACAAAUGAAAAUGGUUCAAUGGAAAAUCAUAGAAGAGUAGCGCUAACUAAAUUUGAUCCAAUCAAUAGCUUUUGGUUAGUCAAAUUGAAAUGA